AGUUACCGCGGCGGUAAACAGAACCGUUAGUUUUCCAGCUCCCUUGUGUGUCGACGAAUUGGCGCCGUCUGGCCUCAACCAACCAACCACCGCCUACCGGGAGGACUAACUCCAUGCUGCUGAUGAAGGGAACCAGAGGAGACAGAGAGGAUUCAUCCUAGCUCGGUUCGGUCCAGAACGGAACGACGGCUCGAGCUCCUGUUCUGUUGUUAGCCUCAUCACAACCUGCUCGUGCUGCUAGCAGAGCUCUCUCUCCAUUGUGUGAGCAGCGACCCACCUGCUACACAGCUACACCCUCCACCUCCACCCAGCAGAGAGCAGCUACAGCUACUCCUCCAUCCCCUCCACCACGAUGUGUUCCCGGGUCUGGUUCGUGACGGACCGGCGGAUCAGCCAGGAGUACCCUCAGGUUCAGAUCCUCCGGGCUCUGAAGGAGCGCUGCGGGGACGAGGACGUGGAGUUCCGGUCCCUCCUCAUGGACCAGAUCGUGCUAACCAUCAGCGAGGGGCAACUAGGUCUGCGAGUGGAGCAGGAAUUGGUGACGUCGUAUCCACAGGUGGUGGUGGUACGGGUGCCCACGCCCUGGGUGCAGUCAGACAGUGACAUCACCGUUCUACGCCACCUGGAGAAGAUGGGCUGCCGGCUGAUCAACCGUCCUCAGGCCAUACUCAACUGCGUCAACAAGUUCUGGACCUUUCAGGAGCUGGCGGGUCACGGGGUGCCUCUCCCUGACACCUUCUCCUACGGAGGGCACGACAACUUCCGUAAGAUGAUUGACGAGGCGGAGCCGCUGGGCUACCCCGUGGUGGUGAAGAAUGCACGUGGCCACAGAGGCAAGGCCGUGUUCCUGGCGCGGGACAAACACCACCUGACAGACCUGUGCCACUUGAUCCGCCACGACACCCCCUACUUGUUUCAGGAGUACGUCAAGGAGUCGCACGGCCGCGAUGUCCGGGUGGUCCUGGUGGGCGGCCGCGUCAUCGGCUCGAUGCUACGCUGCUCCACGGACGGUCGCAUGCAGAGCAACUGCUCCCUGGGUGGUGUAGGUAUGAUGUGCCCACUGAGCGAGCAGGGGAAGCAGCUCGCCAUAGAGGUGUCCAACAUCCUCGGCAUGGACGUGUGCGGCAUCGACCUGCUGCAGCUCAACGACGGCUCGUUUGUGGUCUGCGAGGCCAACGCCAACGUGGGCUUCAUCGCCUUCGACCAGGCCUGCGGCAUGGACGUGGCGGGCAUCGUCGCCGACUUUGCCCUGUCGAUGCUCCCCAGCCGCCUCACCCGCAAGAUGUCCCUGCUGUCCGUAGUGUCAAACACCAGCGAGACCAGCAGCGAGCCGGAGGUGUGCACCGUGCCCACCGGCGGCGGCUCGCUGCCCGAGGCCGUCUGCAACAUGAGUGUGGGUUCCACUUCCAGCGAGAGCGACCCGGAGCUGGCUGAGCCCUCUCAGUCCUCGCCCCGCCAGUCCACAGCCCCCGACCCCGAUCCAGCCUACAACUUCAACGACCUUCUCGCCAAUGAGAUCAAAUUAUUGACUGAUUACUAACUGCCUGGAAUCGAACGUUUGGGCCUGCUUUGAAGGUGCCAAAUCUAAACCUCGCCAGACAACAGGAAAGGAAAAGGCAAGCUUUGACUUUAAAGUCUGCCGUCAAGUGAUCACAGUGGCUCCACUGAGAGAAUAACACCAUUUACACUACUGUGAUGUUGUCCGGUGUCUAUAUCAUGAAAGUAUCUGACAAAACAAACUGUGAAAUGUCCACUCUCCUGACAUGCAAAGGGCUGGUGGGCUCAACAAACCACAUCCCAACAGAAAACAAGCUUCUAUGAGUGAGUUAACGAUCUCCAGUUGUUGUCCCCCGAAUUUCUUUCUUUUUUAUUGAAGCCUGUGUCAUUCCACAUGUGUACGUGUAAAUCACAUAUCAUUUUCAAGACAAGACCAGCCAUAGGAAAGAGUGAAAUGUUCUCUCUUUACAGCCCUGUUAUUUAAAUCUGUAGUUUACACACAUAUCAUCCAUACGCACACAGAGCACAUCUCGCCAUUUCAGGUUCAUUUUACUGUGCCCCGACAACUCUCACAAUGCCUUUUUCAUUGUCUGGUGUCCUCUGGGAGCAAUGGUUUGAGCCAUGAUACCAGUUCAGGUGGGUUUCUUUCUGCUUGGUAUUUAUAGCCAUGAUAAAGUGGAUAUGGAAGCUACUGAGAGAAAUGGGUACCGCAUGCUAGUGACACAGGGGAGGAAGGAAGAAAAACAUGUAAAUCAUGAUUGAAAGUGCAUUGGCCUGUGUGGUCAGCCUGGUUCAAACAUGUAGGGACCUCUGGACUAGUCACUGUGUACGACAACAACGACACACAACAGAGCACAAUGUUACUAUUUAACUCCAAACAUGCUGCUAAUGUAUAUUUGGCUCAAAAAUUAAAAAGGGAAUAUGCGGAAAUCGGAGCGUUUUCACUGUUUUGCUGCCUCUCAACACAUAAAAAUGAAUCUGAAUGCCAAAAAAACAAUCCGUUUUUUGUUGUAUGAUUCAGUACUAGUGACACUAGUAGUGAGAUGAUGAUUUUAAAAUCUUUGUUUUGAUAUAAUGAAUACAUGUUUCAGAAUUGUAUAUAAUAAUGUAGGAUUUCACACAAGCAAUCAUCGGGUUCAUUUUAUGUCGAUGUGUUUUGAGACGAACCUGAGGUUUUGCUUCGGUUUACUUUUGAUUUUGCAGGAGGAAAAAUGCAAUGUUUAUGCUCUGUUGAUGAUACAGUAUAUAGACAUUAGAUGUCUUUUCAUUUUAUCUGCAUAUCAUGGUGAAUUGAUGAUGAGGUUCUGGACUGCUAGGUACGAGGUAAGCAAAAACAUUGCGUUAAAAAAAAAGUGGUUUUAGCAAAACGCCCUCAGCAUUAUUCUGUUCUGUAUCAUUCUGACAGUGUUACAAGAUGGAUCCCAAAAUCAUGUAAUUCACAAAUGUGCAAAAUGAUGUAAAUAUAUAUCCCUCUUUUUUUUAGAUUCAAAUAAAGAUGAGUCAUUAUUCAAAACCAAUGAAAA
Sebastes umbrosus (honeycomb rockfish) is the source of this 3020-nucleotide messenger RNA. It is a transcript of the gene rimkla, whose product is annotated as ribosomal modification protein rimK-like family member A. Gene Ontology annotation, cellular component: cytoplasm. Gene Ontology annotation, biological process: protein modification process. The transcript is spliced from 6 exons. Gene Ontology annotation, molecular function: metal ion binding; ligase activity, forming carbon-nitrogen bonds; ATP binding. The coding region runs from base 353 to 1540 and encodes 395 amino acids. Lineage: Eukaryota; Metazoa; Chordata; Actinopteri; Perciformes; Sebastidae. The record is from RefSeq and is a predicted model, not a curated record.